AUGAGCACUUUCCAUCCCUUCUCGAACCUUCCUAUCGAGCUCCGUACGCAAAUCUGGAUCGAUGCGAUUCCUGCCCAAGAUGAGCCUGCGGUCUUUAUCUACCGCGUGGGCUGCUGCACCAUGACCCGCAGGGUGUACUGGGACGACCAUGCAGAGCAUCUUCUUCAGUUUGACUACUAUUUCAACUUAUUCUCCAGGGUGCAAGCUCUAGAUGGACUGCUCUCCGCCAGCCAAGAGUCGCGAGCGAUCACCCUCGACUGGCUGUCUCGGCAAGAUGUGCUGUCCAGGCGACGGUAUGCCGGCGGUACACUUCAUGUCGUACGACGGUUCAAUCCCAAGAUCGAUACGCUGUACCUGCCGACGCCCUGUGUCGUCCAUUUCGGGACGCAGCUCAUAGACCUGCUCUACCAGCCGGAGAACUACGACCAGAGGAUAGGCCCCCAGCGGACGCACCUGAGGAGGCUGGCGAUUCCCCGCGCCGCGUUUAACAACGGCGAGGUUGAGAUAUUGUCCGCCGUCAUAGAGUACCUGGAGGACCUGGAGACCUUGUACGUGGUGCUGAAUCACGGCGACGUUGACAACGCCGACGAGGGCGUGGGGGAGCAAAUUCCGCGCACGCGCUGGGAGUUUUGCAAUCAUUCACUUUCGGAUAGGGAGAGAGACGAUCUUCUCACGGGCUCGUGA
Messenger RNA from Cordyceps fumosorosea ARSEF 2679, 684 nucleotides. RefSeq lists its product as hypothetical. The record is from RefSeq and is a predicted model, not a curated record. NCBI's taxonomy places the organism in Eukaryota, Fungi, Ascomycota, Sordariomycetes, Hypocreales, Cordycipitaceae. The transcript has 2 exons. The coding region runs from base 1 to 684 and encodes 227 amino acids.